GUUACACAAUACAAAGGAUGAGCAUCAAUGGCUGGUUAAUCAAUUAUCAAUUUUGAUCAAUUAGUAUUGUUCGGACGUAAAUUACUUUGGAUUUUUAUGUACUAAUGAUCAACGUCAUGGCAGCAGCGACAAGAAUAUCUAAAUUGCAUACGAUUCAAGCCACAGCCAAUCAUACUGCUACAUUGAUUUUUUUUCACGGUUCAGCAUGAAUGUAUUUCCUUCCAGGAGAUACGGGAAACAAUGUGAAGGAUUGGAUAAAGCUUUUAAAUAAAGAGGAACUCAAAUUUCCUCAUAUUAAGAUCGUCUAUCCUACUGCACCACUUCAGCCGUACACCCCCAAUAACGGAGAGCCAAGCAAUGUUUGGUUCGAUCGUUCGGCAAUAUCAAAGUCUGCCCCGGAACUACAGGCUUCGAUCGAUUCUAUGUGCUCCGAAGUGUCGGGAAUAGUGGAGAAAGAAAUUGCUUGCGGAAUACCCGUAAACAGAAUAGUUCUCGGUGGCUUUUCAAUGGGAGGAGCUUUGUCGCUACAUAUGGCUUACAGGCACAGGACAUCGGUUGCUGGGUGCUGUGCCAUGUCAUCUUUUUUAAAUGACAACUCUUUAGUUUAUGAAGCUUUGAAGACUGCCACUACUGGAAACACUCCGCCGCUUUUACAAUUUCAUGGUGUACGUGACGAUUUAGUUCCUAUUGAAUGGGGCGAGGAAACAUUCAAACUUCUUACAGAGUUAGGUGUAAAGGGGGAAUUUGUACCAUUAAAAAAUGCGUAUCAUGAACUAACCAAACUUGAAGUUCAGAAGUUCAAGGAAUGGUUGCUCAAUGUUAUUCCAGAAGAAUCCUCCUAAGAAUCUCAUUAUUUUACAAAUAAACCUGGAACCGUCGACAUAGUGGAAGAGAGUUUAAAACUCAAGGAUUGUGAUAUUUUACAUCAAUACAAGGAAAAGCAUUAACUUUCUUGCACCUCGCAAUCUUACAGAUAGGAAAAAAUAUAAACUUGCACCUUGAAGAGUAUCACAAUUUUUAUAAAUAUUCGUCAAGUCCUUUCGUUUUCAUUACUCAUUUUGGUUUAUGCAUUUAUGCAUUUAUACGAUUGUACAUAGAAUUAUCUGUGAAAUAUUCUAGGAGGAGCAACAGCUGUGUACAUAGUAGCUAUAAAUGAUAGACAAAAUAGGAUUAAAUCGGGUUUUCCAAACACAAUACCAGCCGUGUACAGCAAUAUAUUACAUGUCGUUUCAAUAA
Neodiprion fabricii is the source of this 1236-nucleotide messenger RNA. Its product is annotated as lysophospholipase-like protein 1. The coding region runs from base 210 to 842 and encodes 210 amino acids. Lineage: Eukaryota; Metazoa; Arthropoda; Insecta; Hymenoptera; Diprionidae. Gene Ontology annotation, cellular component: cytoplasm. The record is from RefSeq and is a predicted model, not a curated record. The transcript is spliced from 5 exons. Gene Ontology annotation, molecular function: carboxylic ester hydrolase activity; palmitoyl-(protein) hydrolase activity. Gene Ontology annotation, biological process: protein depalmitoylation.